This is a messenger RNA of Rhinichthys klamathensis goyatoka, 2509 nucleotides long. It is a transcript of the gene klhl26, whose product is annotated as kelch-like family member 26. Gene Ontology annotation, molecular function: protein binding. The transcript is spliced from 4 exons. The coding region runs from base 247 to 2064 and encodes 605 amino acids. Lineage: Eukaryota; Metazoa; Chordata; Actinopteri; Cypriniformes; Leuciscidae. The record is from RefSeq and is a predicted model, not a curated record.
GCCAGGCUAGGUAUAAAUGCAUUAUUCCCCCCAUGCAAAUGUAUUUACAUGAAUACACGUGCUUUAUUCUGAUUAGCUGUGUCAUUUGGGGGCAGAUGUAAUGCGAAGGAGCUCGUGAGCGCGCAGCUGAAACCGCGGGGUCGAGCAGAGAGGGUGAGAGGCGCGUGCAGACUGAGAAUGGUUUGCGGUUAUUUGGGCUUCUGCACAUGAUGACCUUCCUCAUCCUCAUCCUCAUCCUCGCUGAGCAUGGCGGAGUCAGAUGGUGUGGAGUUCUCUGUGAAUCGAGCUCAAAGCAGCAUGGCUAACAACAAGAAUAGCGCGCUCCGUUGUACUUUCUCGGCCCCCAGCCACAGCAACACUCUCCUGAGGGGGUUGUCUGCGUUGCGUGAUCAAGGUCAGUUGCUGGAUGUGGUUCUGGCCAUUGACAACGAGCGCUUCGAGGUUCACAAAGCGGUUUUGGCCUCCUGCAGUGACUACUUCAGAGCCAUGUUUACUGGAGGAAUGAAGGAGUCAAACCAAAAUACCAUAGAGCUAAAAGGUCUUUCAGCCAGAGGACUGAAGCACAUUAUUGAUUUUGCCUACAGUUCUGAGGUCACUUUGGACUUGGACUGCAUUCAGGAUGUUCUUGGUGCUGCUGUCUUCCUGCAGAUGGUGCCUGUGGUGGAGCUUUGUGAGGAGUUCCUGAAAUCAGCCAUGAGUGUUGAGACUUGUCUCAAUAUCGGCCAGAUGGCCACCACUUUUAGCCUCUCGUCCCUUAAACAGUCGGUUGAUGCUUACACGUUCCGUCACUUCCUGCAGAUAGCACAGGAGGAUGAUUUCCUUCACAUUCCAAUGGAACGACUGGUUUUCUUCCUUCAGAGCAACAAGUUGAAGAAUUGUAGUGAGAUCGACUUGUUCUAUGCAGCGAUCCGCUGGCUGCAGCAUGACGGAUCCAGACGAUCUGCAGCCAGCGAAGUGCUCUGCCACGUGCGCUUCCCCCUAAUGCGAUCGUCUGAGCUUGUGGACAGUGUCCAAACGGUCGAUAUCAUGGUGGAGGAUGUGCAGUGUCGAUACUUUCUCCUAGAAGCCUUCAAUUAUCAGAUCCUUCCAUUCCGACAGCACGAAAUGCAAUCACCUCGAACUUCCAUUCGCUCAGACGUUACGUCGCUCAUUACUUUUGGUGGAACACCCUACACCGACAAUGAUCGCACUGUAAGCAGCAAAGUUUACUAUCUGCCCGACAUCACAGUGCGACAGUUCAAAGAGUUGACCGAAAUGGAGAUGGGAUGCAGCCAUGCAUGUGUGUCGGUUCUCGACAAUUUUGUGUACGUCGUGGGUGGGCAGCAUUUGCAAUAUCGCAGUGGAGAGGGCGCAGUUGACAUUUGCUUUCGCUAUGACCCCCAUCUGAACCAGUGGCUUCGAAUCCAACCCAUGCAGGAGAGCCGCAUUCAGUUUCAGCUUAAUGUACUGCAUGGACAACUUUAUGCUACAGGGGGACGCAACAGAUCUGGCAGCUUGUCCUCUGUAGAGUGCUAUUGUCCAAGGAAAAAUGAGUGGACUUAUGUGGAUUCCCUGAAAAGGAGAAUCUGGGGUCACGCCGGAGCUACAUGUGGAGAGAAACUCUACGUCUCUGGAGGUUAUGGGGUGUCUGUGGAGGAUAAGAAGACUCUUCAUUGCUAUGAUCCAGCUUUGGAUCAGUGGGAUUUCAAGUGUCCCAUGAAUGAGCCGAGAGUCCUGCAUGCUAUGAUCAGUGUAAACAACCGUAUUUAUGCUCUCGGUGGCAGAAUGGACCAUGUUGACCGCUGCUUUGAUGUCCUAGCUGUAGAGUAUUACAUUCCAGAGACCGAUCAAUGGACAACAGUCAGUCCAAUGCGUGCUGGUCAGUCGGAGGCUGGCUGCUGCUUGCUGGAUAAAAAGAUAUAUAUAGUUGGAGGAUACAACUGGCACCUAAAUAACGUCACAAGUAUUGUGCAAGUUUAUAAUACAGAGACGGAUGAGUGGGAAAGAGAUCUUCAUUUUCCAGAAUCCUUUGCAGGAAUAGCUUGUACACCUAUUAUACUUCCCCAAACAACCACUCAGCGCUAAGCACAUAUACUUACAUUUGCUUACAUGAUUUAAGGCCUGUUCAUGUUAAUGACAUGAAAGCACAAACAUUCCUGAUGACCCUUUUGAGAAUGUGAAGCAUCUUUCUACACACCACUCAAGCAGUAUGUUGUUUUUGGCCCUUCUUGUAGAUUGCCCCAUUUUAUACUAAUGAGGGUUUCUGACAAGUGCCUGUGGGAUUUGCGUUGACGACAGACUUGAAUGGACCAACAUCAUAUAUAUAUAUAUAUAUAUAUAUAUUACUGGGUAAUAAUGUUUUUAACCUACAUACACUUUUGUUUUCUUUCACAAACUAAGCAAGCACAUUUCAUUAGGCACUUUAAUGUUCAAUCAGUGAUUUAAUGACUUAAAACGGUGCAUUCUCAUGUUUUUACAAGGUAUAUACAGUAUGUCAAAUGACUGGAUCAUGUACAUGGAACUACAGCAC